GGAAGAGGAAGUUUACAAAGCGUACCGGUGCAAAUUUGACUUAAUUUUGUAUUGAAAUCAGAUUAAUUACAACUAUAAAGAGUGAGAUCCUGGCGUCAAAAAAAAAAAGAAAUUAGAUUAGCUUAACAAAUAAAAAUGGUGCAUUUACCUACAUUCACAGCAAGGCAUUUAUUAACAACUGCAAAAUAUUACACCUUUCGACGUAGCAUUUCCGCGCUAUACAUAACCGGAGACAAGGCAAAAAAGAAUUAUGCUCCUCUUCAGCCAUACAUGGAUUUCGAAGGAACGCUUAACAGUUUAGCUUCCCUGGAGGAUAGUAUAAAAGCGCGAGGAUUGCAAAUAAACCUCAAUGAAAUAAAAGCAAAAUAUGAAAAAUAUAAUAGCUUGCAGAGUCAAAUAAAGCAAGUAGAGGCUGAGCGAGAUUCAGUGUCCAAUAAACUAAGAGAGAUUACUAAAGCGGGUGCUGCAAGAAAAGACGAAAUCGAGAAGCUAAAACAGAGUGGUGUGGAACUCAGAAAUCAUUUAAAAACACUUAAAACACAAAGCUACCCCAUUGAAGAAGACUUCGUACAUUCAUUCUUAAGUUUGCCAAAUACUUUGCAUCCGGAAUGUCCCCAAAACAAUUUUGCAAAAUUGCUUUACCGCAGCCCUACAGCACGUUGUGAGGAGCAACAGCCCACACAUUUGGCUAAAAAAGACUUAAUACGUUUUAUAAAAAAUGAUCGCUAUUACCUGCUAGGGACACCGGCGGAAUUCGAUGUAUAUAGCAUGCAAGCUUUAACCAAUUACUUUGUAGAGAAAGGUGGUUUCAUGCAAAUGUCAAAUCCGGACUUUGUACGUCUGGUACUACUGGAAGCAAGUGCAACACCACUAGAGCACUACCACUUAGUACAAGAGGAGGAUAAACCGAGCGAAAUUAAUCGCGCAUUUCUUACAGGUGGCGCAACAUUUGAAGGAUUCCUAGGAGCCUUUGCACGUUUAGUGGUUUAUCCAACGUCUUUGCCAUUACCGUGCGUAGCGGCUGGUAGAAGUUACGAAAUUGUGCCCAAUACCAGCGGAUUACCGGAUAGCCUUUUUACUGCCACACAAUCAAAUGCUGUACAAACGUUUGUAGCUACACGAACAGCUGAGGAAGCUUAUGAGCAGAUGGAGAAGAUAUUAAAUUUAGCUGUAGAUUUUUACAAAGAACUUCGUAUCCAUUUUCGCAUAACCUAUGCAGACGCCAGUACGUUGACGAACGCAGAAUGUUUACGUGCUAAUAUUGAAAUGUAUUCGCCAGCAGAACAGCGUUACAUUUGUGUUGGACGAGUUAGCAAUUAUAGUGAUUAUGUUUCCAAGCGGAUAAUGUUUUGCAUUCGUGGAAAAAAUAACUACAUUUUUCCACAUUUGGUUGGUGGACCAGUGCUGUAUACCACCCGCUUAAUAGCUCUGCUGAUAGAAAAUGGACUGAAAUUGGAAGACUGUAAGCUACUCGGUGAUCGAGAAGUCCGAGAUGAAGAAGGUGCUACAGGCUUAAAUGAGUUUAAAGAUUUAUUCAAAUAACAUAACUUUAAGUUUAAUAUGAAGAUAGUUUGAAAUUUUUGCGCUGUCGUACUCAUCUCUGCACAAAUUUAUCUAACAAGUGAACUAUUCACACAGUCUUCCUCGUAGCAGCAGCAGCAGGUUCUGGCUAAAAAUGGCAAAAACUACAGUCUUUUAAAAAGUAUACCAGAACUUCGA
Molecule: messenger RNA, 1719 nt
Organism: Rhagoletis zephyria (snowberry fruit fly)
Lineage: Eukaryota; Metazoa; Arthropoda; Insecta; Diptera; Tephritidae
Product: serine--tRNA synthetase-like protein Slimp
Biological process (GO): seryl-tRNA aminoacylation
Molecular function (GO): ATP binding; serine-tRNA ligase activity
Source: RefSeq, a predicted model, not a curated record